Molecule: messenger RNA, 2057 nt
Organism: Eriocheir sinensis (Chinese mitten crab)
Lineage: Eukaryota; Metazoa; Arthropoda; Malacostraca; Decapoda; Varunidae
Product: 39S ribosomal protein L55, mitochondrial-like
Exons: 4
Coding region: 858-1922 (354 amino acids)
Biological process (GO): translation
Cellular component (GO): mitochondrial large ribosomal subunit
Molecular function (GO): structural constituent of ribosome
Source: RefSeq, a predicted model, not a curated record
ACUCUCUAUCAAUGAUUGAUGACACUGACUUAUUGAAUCCCUCCAUCACCACGCCCGUUGCUGGACAACUCGGUGCUGGAGCACGGCGCCGCUGUUUGGCGGUGUCACGGGCAAAAUUGAGCCCGGGCAUCCACAUGCCUCUGUUAUCUUAGCUCAAGCUCGUGUAUAUGGGGCUCUUUUCGACUAGAGCUAGCAUGAUCAUCAUUCCUUAUUAUGGGGGGGGAUCUUGAUUAUGAUAUCAGGUGGCUUGAGAUUUCUCUCAAGACAGGCUCACUCCCAGAAAACAUAGUUACUACCACAUCUACAACACCUUUCAAGAACAAAUAUGACAAACACAGAACACAGAUGAAUAUGGAGGCGGGCAACAGGAUCUAUGUAGAUCAUAUGUAAAUCCCGUUGAUUUUAUUGGUACCGGUAUGCCUUAUUGGGAACAACUAAAGAGAAAUAAAAAGAACAAGUGCAAUAGUAUAAAACAAACAAAAGGAAAGAAAAAGGAAAUGCAAAAAAAAAGACCAAAUUAAGCUAUAGUGAAGAAAACAAAGGAAAAGAAAACAGAAAAGCAAGUCUGUGUAAGCAAAGUGUACAGAAAAACAGCUCAGUGCAGAGUGAAGUAGCCAAGUGUGUGUAGGGAAGUAUCUAAGUGUGAAGAAAAACCAAGGACCUAAGAAGUGAUACAAAGCAGAACAGGUCAAAAGAAGAAGAAGAACACUGAAAGGUAGUGGGACCUUGCCUGCCCAAGAGAGGAGGUCCAGCCUCACGUGAACGGUUCCACAGUUACUCUGAGUACUGCUUGCUUGCUUGCUUAAACUGGAGAUAGGAGACUGCAAGCACAACAAGCAGCUUCAGCCAAUGCUACAAUGGAUGUUUUUGGCAUGCCUUCAAUAGAGGUCCUGGAAGAAGAACUUGAAGAACCCUUACUAGAAGUGAAGAUUCCACGUAUAAUAGCCAAAGAUCGCAGUGACCCUUUUCAAGGUCUCUCUGAUGAGGAGUUCCUGGAGAGGUAUCGUCUCCCCAAGGAUACAACAAGAGACCUUAUUGAAGAGGUCAGGCCUCGUGCACAUGUGGACAAAAUGGGCAGAGGAUGUGGAAUUCCUCUGAAUCUCAAGAUGCUCGUCACCCUGAGAUACCUGGCCACAGGCAAUUUCCUCCUGACCAUAGCAGAUUGCAUAGAUAUUGCAAAGUCAUCAGCCUGUAGAGCUGUUGGAGAGGUUGUACAACUGAUAGCAUAUCUGGCACCUGACUACAUUCAGUUUCCUCCACCAGAGGCAGCACACCAUUUGGCUGAAAAGUUUCAUGAUGUUGGUGGUAUGCCAGGUGUAAUUGGAUGUGUAGAUGGGACCCAUAUCCCAAUACAAAGUCCCGGUGGGGAGAAUGCUGAGGAUUAUAGAUGCCGUAAAGGUUUUUUUUCAUUAAAUGUUCAAGGUAUUUGUGAUUCUGAUAUGAAGUUCACAAAUAUUGUUGCAAGUUGGCCUGGAAGUGUCCAUGAUGACACAAUAUUUGAAAAUUCUCAUGUGUGUAACAUUUUAGAACAGGGAAAUUACAAUGGUUUUUAUUUGUUGGGAGAUAGUGAAUAUCAGUGUCGAGAAAAUUUAUUAACUCCCAUACCAGAGCCAAAAAAUGAAAAAGAAAGAAACUAUAAUGCUUCUCAUGCAAAAACGAGAAACUGUGUGGAGAGAGCAUUUAGUAUAUUAAAAAGAAGAUUUGCCUGUUUAAGUAUACCACUUCGCACCAAGCUUACAAAUUCAAAACGUAUUGUGAUGGCAUGUGUGGUCUUGCACAAUAUUGCAGUAUCAAGAAAGGUUGAACUCUUGGAUGAUGAAGUUUUGCCACAGGAAAACAUAGAAUUGAUUAGAGGUGAAGAAAUUAUUGAAGAAGUUGGUGUCACACAAGGGAGAGAUUCUGUAGUUCAGAGAUGGUUCUAACACCAAGGGAAGCCACAGCACGUGCAGCAUCAGCUGGACGUGUCGGAUGGGGAGAGGUGGUGUCCAUGGCCUGCGCACCAUUCUGCUGUUGUGUCAGCCAUGUGCCAGAGGUGGUCAAGGGGCAUUUUGGCAGGA